Rhodotorula toruloides NP11 is the source of this 693-nucleotide messenger RNA. Its product is annotated as breast carcinoma amplified sequence 2. Bases 1 to 693 code for a protein of 230 amino acids. The record is from RefSeq and is a predicted model, not a curated record. Gene Ontology annotation, cellular component: Prp19 complex; catalytic step 2 spliceosome; precatalytic spliceosome. NCBI's taxonomy places the organism in Eukaryota, Fungi, Basidiomycota, Microbotryomycetes, Sporidiobolales, Sporidiobolaceae. The transcript has 4 exons. Gene Ontology annotation, biological process: mRNA processing.
AUGGCGUCCACCUCGCAGGAGCACCAGCUGGACAGCUUGCCGUACUACGAUACCCCGCUACCUGAGCUACAGCCUGUCAUCAACUCCCUUAUCGCCGUCGAGCUGCGCAACCUUCUCCCCAAGACCCCCUCCUCGAACCCUUCCAACCUCUCGCACCUCGCACCGCCUCGACCACUCCCCUCACCCGAUGCACACCCUUUGCUCGCCUCUGAACUCGCGCGAGUCGAGUCCAAGCGCCCUCUGAAAACCGGCGAAGGGCUCGACACGACGCGGUACGCCAUGCCCUUCCCCUUGGAGGACGAGCAAGAUUCCGUCGAGGCAUGGGAACGGGCGUACCGCUCUUCGCUCGCGCAACUCGAGCACCAACGACUGCGCACAAUGAACGGGACGUUGUUGCAGCAGUUUGGGGCGAACAAGUGGCGCGUCGAGAACUUUGCGCUCGAGAAUGCGAUCAAGCGCGUUGAGGGUGAGGGGGAGGAGGUCAAGGGUGUUGUAGAGGACGUCAAUAGGCGGAGGAAGGCGGAUCAGGAGAAGGCGGGCGAGACGCUCAACAGGCUUGAGAAGCGGUGGACGGAUCUUGUCAGCGGGACCUUGCAGCUCGAGAUUGGAUGCGGCGUCCUCGAGGAGGAGCUCGUCGGUUUGCGGGCGCGGCACGCAGAGUUGCAGCAGAGGCUCGCGGCGACGGCGCAGUAG